CCUCAUCGUCUCCAGAACAGAGCUAAUCGCCCUCUCAUCCAGGCCAAACGCUGCAAAUGCCUAGCCUGUCAACAAUCCAGUCGACAAUAUCCGAGCUGAACAAAGGACCACCUAUUACAGUAGCUCUGCCGGGAGGCACCACCGGUAUAGGCUCCUACAUUGCUCGAGCAUUGGCCACGACCUACGCAAACCACGGUAACAAACUGCGAGUGUACAUAAUCGGACGCAAUGCUACCCGCGCUGAAAACGUCCUUUCUGAAUGCCGCAAGACCAGUCCAGGGUCAGAGUGGCGGUUCAUACAGACGCCUGACCUCGCUUUAAUCAGCGAGGUGGACCGGUGUUGUGCAGAGAUUGUUCGACAGGAGACACAGGCGCCAUUCCAUGGCGGGAAGGCAAGGUUGGAUCUGCUGUACAUGACGUACAGUUACCCCGACGGAACAAAGCCAGGCCAGUUCCCCGUCGGAUGCCCGACAGACGCUGCCUAUGGAGUAGGUGCAGUGCGCAAGCACGCCUCGUUCAUGAAGACCAUGAUCUUUGAGGAACUUGCGAAAAAGCAUGCUGGAAACUUGCGCUUGACUCACAUCUACCCUGGUCUGGUGGACGGUCCAACAUUCCUAGGACCUGAUUCCCCAAUGUGGUUCAAGAUUCUCUGGCGUGUUUCGAAGCCUCUGAUGUCGUGGUACAUGACUGCUCCAGAUGGUGAACGCGGGGGUGGGUCAUAUUCUGUUGGGCAGAAAGCGGACGCAUCGAAAGGGAUCAUGUACGAGAAAGUUCGACAAGCUGACACGAAAGAGAAGAUUUGGAGGCAUACUAUGGAGACGUUAGAGCGGGCUGAGAAAGCUGGAAGGUUAUCCAAGUGA
Molecule: messenger RNA, 860 nt
Organism: Paraphaeosphaeria sporulosa
Lineage: Eukaryota; Fungi; Ascomycota; Dothideomycetes; Pleosporales; Didymosphaeriaceae
Exons: 3
Coding region: 57-860 (267 amino acids)
Biological process (GO): secondary metabolic process
Source: RefSeq, a predicted model, not a curated record